This is a messenger RNA of Symbiodinium sp. CCMP2456, 2688 nucleotides long. NCBI's taxonomy places the organism in Eukaryota, Dinophyceae, Suessiales, Symbiodiniaceae. The record is from the annotation of a GenBank genome assembly.
AUGCGCCGCACUUUUCGCCGCUUCCAUGCGCACCGGGUGCUCUGCCUCGCCGGCGACGGUGUUGGUGGAGAGCUCCUUGAAGCGACCAAGCUGGCCUUGCAAGCCACAGGCGUAAACUUCAGCUUCGAAGACAUGGACUUUGGGAACGCUUGUGCUCGUCGGACUGGCUUCCCAAUCAACGAAGACCAUGUGCGAGCUGUGGAAGAGAUCGGGUGCGUUCUCAAAGGGCCGAUCGACAUCCCUGCUGGCAGUGCAUCGGCACAAGUUGAGCUCCGAGGACGGCGCUUCUCCUCGGCGAAUCAGGCCCUCCGCAAGCUCUUUCAGCUCUAUGCCAAUGUUCGACCGGCCAAGUAUCUCGAAGGAACUUGCUCCAAGUUCCCGGGAACAGAUGUCGUGGUUGUGCGUGAGAACACGGAGGGAAUGUACACUGGAGAGGAGGUGUGGGAAAGCCCAGACAGCGUGGUCGCGACGAGGCGGAUCACACGGCAGGGCGCUACUCGAGUUGCAACCUUCGCAUUCGAGUACGCGCGUGCUAACGGCCGGAAGAAGGUCACCGCAGCACACAAAGCCAACGUCCUUCGGCAGUCGGAUACACUCUUUCUAGAAUGUUGCCGCCAGAUAGCCUCCGAAUUCCCAGAGAUUGAGUACACAGAGCAGCUGUGCGACUCAUUGCUUACGGGUAUGGUAUUGCACCCACAGCGCUGGGAUAUCAUCCUUUGCGAAAACCUCUUUGGUGAUCUUGUAUCUGACUUGGCCGCCGGCCUUGUCGGAGGCUUGGGCCUCGCUCCUUCAGCCCUUUAUGGUGAUUCAGGCGUGUCGAUCUUUGAACCUGCCCAUGGCAGUGCUCCCGACAUUGCUGGUCAAGACCGUGCCAAUCCCACGUCGAUGCUGCUUUCAGCUUCACGAAUGCUCCAGCACCUGGGUGAGCACACCGCCGGCCGAGCACUCGAAGAAGCGCUGGCGGCUGUUAUCAAGGAAGGCAAGCACACGACACCCGACCUGGGCGGGUCCGUGGGAACUCAGCAAAUGGCAAAAGCCAUCGCGAACAGGCCUGGAGACGGCCUCUCGGAGCUUCGUUAUCCGGCGGGCAUCUACAUCAACAACAGCUUUCUUUAUGUGGUGGACUACGGAAACAGCCGCGUCCUACAGGUUGCCAGCGGCACUUCCACGGGACAGCGAGUCCCAGAGGAUGAGGUGCUGCAGCUGCCGAUCCUGCCAACGACAGCAGCCGACAGUUUUUUCGACAGCUUUGGGAAUUUCUACCGCGUGGAUUACGGCAACCAUCGGCUCAUGUUUUGCCAGCGGCAGAUCAUGUGCGCAUUCACGGCCUGCAAAGAUGUUGAUCCUGCAGCUGCUUAUGGUCCAAGCUGUGGCUGUGCGGAGGGCCGCACUGACUGCCGCGAGGGAUUGCACCAGUUGGUGCCGGGUGACCGUCAGUACUUCUGGCCAAAGCGCUUCGGGAGCUCUGGAGUGAUGCACUUCAGGCAAGGCUUUGCCAACACGGCGAAGCCGCCCGGAUUCGAUCUGGUCAGAGAGAUACCCUCCCGUCACAGCAGCCAGAUCUCCGUCAAUGCAAUGCCAGUCCUCAGCGACGAGGACAACCUCCACAUUCAGCGGUCUCGAGUCGGCGAGAUGAGUGAGACCAAGGAGGUCGAAGUCGUCGACAUACCGGUGCACACGAAGGAGUCGCUGUCCACGGCCGACUCCGCCGCUGCGCUUGAAUCUCAACAGGACACAUCCUGCACCACGCUGGGUCGCAGAAGCAGGCUGCUUGGUCGAGCAGCAGACUCUCGGUGGAAGCUUCGUCGAGACGAGCUGGAGAUGCGAAAGGAGCUCAGCCGAACGCUCAAGAGCACGCUAUACCUAGCCACCUGGAAAGGUACAGAUGUGGUGAUGAAAUGCGUUGAAGUUCCGGAGAAUUAUGACAGGACGGACGAUCCUACACGGAAAACAUCCAAGGAGAACUUCGAUCCCACCUCGUCGCGUCCGCUCCAUGCUUCGGAGGUCGACCAGGAUCUCUUGGAAGAAUUGCUGCACGAGAUCGAACUUCUUUCCUCCCUGCGGCACCCAGAUUUGGUUCUGUUCAUUGGGGCCUGCUUGGACAAGGACGCUCCUGUCAUGUGCGUCACAGAGUACAUGCCCGGUGGAGAUCUGGAGCGUCACUUCAUGGCCAUGCGAAAGAAGCAUCAAACGCCGACCUGGCGACCACAAUUCCGUCAAAUUAUGGAUUGGAGCUUAGCGGUUGCUCGUGGGCUCAGCUUCCUGCACUCGCGGGAGGAGCCCAUCGUUCAUCGAGACCUCAAGCCGCUAAACCUGCUGCUGACGAGACACGGCGAAGUCAAGAUAGCGGACCUUGGCAUCUCCAAGAUGAUGGCAGCGGUGGUUGGUGACGUCUACAUCAUGACCGGUGGAGUUGGCAGUUGGCUAUACAUGGCGCCGGAAGUUGUCAGGCACCAGAAGUACAACGAGAAGGUGGAUAUCUAUGCCUUUGCCCUCAUCAUGUUUUUCAUGAGCUCUGGACGACACCCUUUCCACGAGAUAUCGAAAGAUCCAGAAGUCGUCUUGAGAGAGUUCGCCAAGGGUAAGGAACCGAGGCAAACUGACCUGUGCUGGCAGCAAUCCGCAUACUGUAGCGUGAACCCUGAUCCAGAAAUCACCAUCUGCUGCAGGUUCUGUCGAGUGGUUUAA